Molecule: messenger RNA, 853 nt
Organism: Condylostylus longicornis
Lineage: Eukaryota; Metazoa; Arthropoda; Insecta; Diptera; Dolichopodidae
Gene: ITP
Product: ion transport peptide
Exons: 3
Coding region: 279-641 (120 amino acids)
Biological process (GO): circadian rhythm
Cellular component (GO): extracellular region
Molecular function (GO): neuropeptide hormone activity
Source: RefSeq, a predicted model, not a curated record
UAAAAACACACAACAAUAUUGUUUAAAAUUGUAAAAUUUGUAUAUAUGUAUUUCUAAAAUUAUUUUAAUAAAAUAUAUUUCAUAUAUACGUAAAAGUGAAUUUGAAUUAAUUAAUAAAAUUAGUGAAAAUUAAAUUAUUUUAAUUAAUUACUGUGCUCUAUAAUAUUGUAUUAUUUGUAUUAAAAAAUUUUUUUAAUUUAAAAUUUUCAAAUUAAUUCAUUUUAAUAUAGAAUUUUAUUUCCAUCUUAUCUAAUUUGUGAGAAUUGUAACUGAGCAAGAUGUGUUCCAGGAACUUAAAGAUCUCUGUGGUGCUAAUUUUAGUAUUGGUCCCUUUAAUUUCAACCGUACCACAUAGUAUGUCCAGACGUAAACGUGACACUUUUUUUGAUUUAGAAUGUAAGGGUACAUUUAAUAAAGCAUUGUUCUAUCGAUUGGAUCGUAUAUGUGAAGAUUGUUAUCAGCUAUUUAGAGAAACAACAGUUCAUCGAUUAUGCAAGGAAUCAUGUUUUACUACACAGUAUUUCAAAGCUUGCGUUGAUGCGCUUCAUUUAAAUGAUGAAAUUGAAACAAUUAAAUUUAAUGUGAAACAUUUAAAUGGCGUCUCUUGGACACCUCAAACGCCAUCUCAAAGCAAAGCGUAGUUGUUAACUGAAAACAAUUAAUUAAAAAAAAAAAAAAUAAAUAAAAAUAAAAUGUUUAUAUAAAAUAAAAAAAAAUUAUUUGGAAAUUAUGUGAAAUAUUUUUUUUUUUGAAAUUUUAAAAAUUUUUCUUAAAAAUUUUUUGUUCCUUUCAAAAUUAAAACAAGAAAACAAAUAAAAAUUGUGUCUUAAUAAAAACAAAAGUCGAACUCGCA